UCCAGCUGGUCUUGUCAGUCAAUUUUUCAAAACAAGAUGGCAGACAGGGAGAAGUGGGUUUUAACUCUCUCAGUAUGUAUUGUUUGCUUGAUGGUGGCCCAAGCAGACAUAAUUGUCAAAGCUAGUGUGGGCCAGCUGUUUGUGUAUGAGUUGCAAAGAGAAACCUACCAGUAUGAAUUUGCACCAUUCCUCAUACAUCAUGGCCGUAGGAAUAAUGACCCUAUGGUGUUUAAAUGCAACAAGCAGCAGUUCCCAGACCUGCCCCGCUGGCUGCGCUUCACACAGCGCCACCCAUAUGACAACAGCUUCCUGUACGGUACACCCCUACCCCAAGACCUUGGCAUGAACAUCAUAGAGAUUUUUGUGACAAACAAACGAAGUUAUGACACUUUCAAGGAUCGCCUAGUUAUAAACGUCGGACCUGCAGUCAAGCAAUUGCCUUACCAGGCUGAAUUCUUCAUUGGGCUGAGGGAGAUUGAGAAGGUCUUAAUGCUUGAGAUUCAAGAGGAGAUAAAGAAGGACAUCAAGCUGAUCUGGGGAACUAAUAGUCUUGAGUAUGUCAACAUCACUUCUGCUCUGGACCGUGGUGGACGUGUCCCUCUGCCGCUGCCUGGACACUUUGAGGGUGUUUAUGUGAAGCUAGGGUCAGAUAAACCAUACUCCUCAUGUCUGCUGAGGCUGCAGACAGCAGAUCAUCUGCAAGAGUGUGAGGCUGGAGGGAGGAUAAGCGGAGACUGCAGUGUGUGCAGCUUCCCUGCUAACUGUGUGACCUGGUGCAAGUCAGCUCUGAUUGAUUUAUCCAGGCCUGUGCCUCCUCCUCCAGCACCAACCGUGGGUUCAGGCAUUCUGACAUGGGGAGGAGAGUUUAUCCCACCUGCAUCUCCACCUGAGAGAGACUUCAUCCCUGAUUACAUAGUUACCGUUAUUGUGCCCUUCGUUCUCGCUAUCCUCCUCUGCCUCAUUCUAGCUUACGUGAUGUGCUGCAGAAGAGAAGGAGUUCAGAAACGUGACGCUAUGACUCCAGAGAUCCAGCUGUACCAUCACCACACCAUCCAUGGGAACAGCAACGAGCUGCGGAACAUGGCAGGCAAUCGUGGUAGUGUGCCACAGCCCCUGUCUACACUCCCUAUGUUUAAUGCUCGAACAGGGCAGAGGGCACCUCCAGAGUACCCCUCUGACAGUAUCCACAUCCCCCUCAUCAUGGCCCAGCAGGAGCCAAAUGUUGACACUUUGCCCAGGAAAUAAUGAUAUGGAUCUUGGGAACCCAGUGAAGUACCGUAAUUUCCUGGAAAGGUUUUUUCUGCUCCCUGAGAUUGUUUUGCUGAUCAGGAUUGUGUGUUUUAAUCUGUGAAUUUGAAUCAGUCUAAUGUUUGUGCCAUUCUAUUUCAUUGUACCAUGUGGCUUCAAGUACACCAAUUAAUUGACCCUAUUUUUAAAGUGUAAUGCUAAUAUUUAAAAUGGGUUUUUCUUAUUUAUUUAUUGGCAUUAGGAGUUGAUACAUGUAGAAACUUUAAGAUUGUAAUUAUCUUACAUAUUUACCAUGGUAAAAACAUGUCCUCCGUCCACCCAAAUCCUCUCACGUAUGCAAAUAUGUCAGUAUGUCAGUCCAGUGAAUCAAAUGUUAUUAAACUGGCUGAAAGUAAGCAGUAUAGAUUGCUUGAUGUUGUAGGAAGGCAGUGAGGCCAUGGCAAGAAGAUGACAUGCCGAACAUUCCUUUAACCACUUUAACAACAUGCUUUAUUUCAGCAUUCAAAAUAAUUAAAAACAUCUCGAAAUAUUAUACAUGUACAAAAUAAGUACAGAUCCUCUGUUUGGAACCAUUAAAGUGUCUGGUUGUGGUUUUCGUUCUGUGCCGCUUUAUUUAACUAAAAAAAACAAUUGCAUGAAAACCUAAAUAAAAAACAAAACCAAAGGUGUGCAUUGCGUUUGAAGAGGAAAAAAAAGAAAAAUUGACAGUCGGGGGACCAUGUGCAGACACAAAUAAAAAUUUCCUCAAAGAUUUAGAGGGAACCUGGGAAUCAAACUGGCAAUCGGUCCACCUGCUUCACUCACCUACAGUAAGCAUCACAUUCAGCUUUUAUUUUUCUUAAGCCACAAUAUAAUGAGAGAAAAAUUUCAUCACAUUUAAAAAAAGACCAAAUAGCACCAAACAGGUCCCAAAAGCACAAGAGACAGAACCAAAAACAUGAGCAUUUUUUUCUGUUCUGUUGGUCAAACACAUAUACACCAUAGUUAGGACCUGGAGAGGAAAAUAGCACCUUUUUCACAAAUGUCUUGUUUUUAAUUAUAAUGGGAUUUUUUUAGUGGUAAUAACCUGCCUUAGUGUUCCCCAAAACACCCAUAGGUAACAAGAUUUCUUUGUCCUGAGGUAGCCAUUACAAGUUUGAGUCUAGAGCCUGUGUGACAUAAAGAUGGGAUGUGGACUCCCUUUCGGCUGGAAGAACAAGACACUUAAUUGUCAUUUUUCAAAUUUAUUUAACACCAGAAAACGGUACAUUAGCACUUGUGUGUUUUUUCAUUGUCCUUCUGCAGUGGCAAAUAGAAAAACGGCAAAAAAGUCACCGGUAUUUUCACGACCUUUUGGGUUGUUUGUUCCUUUUUUUGGCAUCUUUAAGGGGGAAGGGUUGGCCUUACACUUUAUAAGAACAGGUAUAUAUUAUUUUCUUGUUGCCAAAUGACUCAAAAAGAUUCUUGCUAAGUGUCCAUGAUGUUGACUGAUUGGCAAUAGUGGUCCUCAAAUAAUUUUCUUUCAAAAAAAAAAGAAUAAGAAAAGCAAAAUGUCUCUCGAGAUCACAACAAGCAUCGUCCUCAAGGAUGUUAAAGUGUAAGCACGUGGACUGAUUGCAGCCGAAUGAGUUUUUUUUUAUGCAUAGAAAAAGAUUUGGAGAUGAUUGCUAGAAACAAAACAACAUUUUUUUUUUUAAUGUCCAGAUUUAACUUUUUACAAGAAGCAGACUGGGCCAACUUCUAUGC
Silurus meridionalis is the source of this 2973-nucleotide messenger RNA. It is a transcript of the gene sgca, whose product is annotated as sarcoglycan, alpha. Gene Ontology annotation, cellular component: sarcoglycan complex; membrane. Gene Ontology annotation, molecular function: calcium ion binding. The transcript is spliced from 11 exons. The coding region runs from base 37 to 1245 and encodes 402 amino acids. Lineage: Eukaryota; Metazoa; Chordata; Actinopteri; Siluriformes; Siluridae. The record is from RefSeq and is a predicted model, not a curated record.